AAAUACUUAUGUCUUAACUUGAUUAUGUCUAAGCUUCACAUGAGUAUGUAGGAGGGGUCAUGCACAGUGCACAGAGCCCAUAUCAGAUCAGAUCAGUGCAAAAAAAGAAGUGAAAACUGAGAAGCUUCUCUGGCCAUGGGAGGGACGUGUUACAUCUGACGUAAGAUCCGCAAACUUGCCCCGAAAUCAAAGGCAGAAACAUUUUCAAAUACCAUUAAAGAGGGCUGAGGUAAAGCGCAUCACUCUGUGGCACAACUCUUGUACCGAAUCUGUGGAGAUCUCUUGUACUGGACAGGGGCUCGUAGAGAGCAAAGAAAAUCUUUGUGGAGAUACACAGACUGAGAGUUAGGGAACUUUCAUCGGAGUAAACCUCUCUACUUUUCACUGGCUUCGACGUCUUCUACCAGUCUACUGUUGCUCAGCUGUCAACAUGGUUUGCCCUAACAAAUGCCCUAAAGGUCAAUACAUGCCAACAUCAUCUACCUGUGAGUGUAAAGCCUGUCCUGAUGGUCAGUUCACCGCAGAAGAAAACAGCUUUCAUAAAUGCAGAACAUGUGAAGUCUGCAACAAAAAGGACUUCAAGCAGGCAAACAGUACGUGUAAGGCAGACAGAGAUACGCACUGUGUGUGCCUGGAGAAAUACUACUGCACAGACCCUAAUCCAGAAAUCAGCUGCACACACUGCGUAGCGCGUCUUCAAUGUGACCCCGGGGAGGGUGCAGUCAACUAUGGAGCUCCAGGAAACACCAUCUGCGAACCUUGUCCCGAGGGAUUCUUUAGCAAUGUCAAAAGCUAUAAACCCUGUUUUCCGCACACCAACUGUACUGCAGUAGGGCGGGAAGUCAAGGUGGCUGGUACCCCAAAUUUAGACGCAGUGUGUGGCAAUCACCUGUGUGCCCACCCUGCCCACUACUGGAUGCUACCCACGGGCUUGUGGUUGGGGCUAAUCGUUUCUGUCAUCAUCGCCAUCAUCGCAGCCUACGUUUACUGGAAGGUGAUGCGCCAAUCAAGACGCCCGGAUAGUGCUUCAGAGGACCUCAUCGUGAGGUUUUCUCCUGUGCGGGCCCCUGACAUAUUGCCGCCACCCAACGAACUUUAUAAGAAUAAAUGCAACGAGGCUCAACCACUCAACCACUGUGCGGUGGAGACCAGCUCAAUCUCCUGUGACUGCACCGUGGAAUGUGAUGGCCCUGCAUCGCCCAUGAUGACAUCACCAACCUCCCCAAUGAGACUCACCCCAUUGGCUGCCACCUGCGGAGCAGCAGGGGACAGCAUUGUUUCCAACGUCUGUCAAUCAGAGCCGCAGGAAGAUGAGUGGACUGGAGCCUAACCGCUGGCAGACAGGGCCCGCCCCCCCACCCCCCCUCACCUCCUGCCCCAGCCUUCACACUAACCCGACCAGCUGUGGAGCACUGGCUCACUAAUAUGUGUGUUCAUGUUAUUAACAUGGGCCAUGUGAGUGGAUCAACAUUUUCUCCUCAGUUGAAUGAAGAAUGAAGGACGUAGCAUUUCUGGGUUAAAGCUGAGACUGUAUGGAGGAUGCCUUUGGCUAACUGGACAUGUCAUGACACUGGCCCUAGAACCAUGGACACAGAGGAUUGAUGGAGGAAGUGCGCCUGCUCAGUGCUAGAAAGGGACAGACUAUUAGACGGGGUGCAACAGACAACACAGAAUAGCGCAAUGUCAAAGUCAAAUCACUUCUCUGACCAGAGGAAGUGUCCAUGUGUGUAUUUAAAUCAGCGACUGCAAAUGUUCCUGUUUUUUCCCGUACUGUGUUUUCUCUGUGUAUGUUUUAUACAUUUUUUUUUUUUAAUAAACCUCUCAAAUA
Alosa alosa (allis shad) is the source of this 1828-nucleotide messenger RNA. RefSeq names its product tumor necrosis factor receptor superfamily member 5. The record is from RefSeq and is a predicted model, not a curated record. Gene Ontology annotation, molecular function: CD154 receptor binding; antigen binding. The coding region runs from base 431 to 1330 and encodes 299 amino acids. The transcript is spliced from 8 exons. Lineage: Eukaryota; Metazoa; Chordata; Actinopteri; Clupeiformes; Clupeidae. Gene Ontology annotation, biological process: positive regulation of endothelial cell apoptotic process; response to type II interferon; immune response-regulating cell surface receptor signaling pathway. Gene Ontology annotation, cellular component: external side of plasma membrane; CD40 receptor complex.